UGCGUUCCACAGCCCGAAUCACAUGACACACCGCACUUCCGGUUUCACAACCGACGGUGGCUCUGGAACUACAGGCACUACAGGUAACCGAAUUUCACCAUCUCUCAUCCAUUGCCCUUAUAGACCAUUCACAUAUACUCCUACAGAUAUGUCCAAUUCAGCAUUUGUCUAUUUUUGACUGAGUCAUACAUGGACAAACCGGAAGUGACAUCACUUCCUUAUCACAUUUAAACAUCUCCCCUUCCACCUCAGUUUCCUGAUGCCUCCAGCGACCAUAGGUUGCACUUCAGACUACCUCCACACACGGCUAUACGCCGGCUCUUUACUCUGACCUCCACAGCAAUCCGGAUCUGAUGAAGGUCCAGGUAGGACCGAAACGUCAUACUGUUUAACUAUUGGAUUGCUAAUAAAAUCUAAAUCUACUUCACCGUGAGAAGUGGUGUGCGAAGUUUUUUCUUUUAUAUGUACGUAAGGAUUGGGAUUCCUAACUCCAGCACCCACGACAUUUUUGAGAGUGACGUAUUUCUGCAUUGAAUAUACUUUCCCUAUACGGUCACUUCAACUGAAGAAUGGCUAGUAACGUCUUUCAUUAUGAUCAAGACGAGACCGACAGAAUAAUAGCAAGGACCACUCUGUCCAGUGAUUUUCUUCAAGUUCCAUCAUAUGAAUUUCGCACACGCGAACUGGAACGGGAGUCUCGACAUCUAGUGAACCUCGAACUCCAUUGUGCCACAUUAACAGAAUAUCUGAAAGUUCAUAGAAUACCACGUGGACUUCGUGUUAAAUUGAGACCCACAAUCUUCAGCGACAAGAAAGAUUAUUGUGAUUUUUUUAUACAAAUUUUGAACAAAUGUUCAAAUGACAUCAUGACACUUACAGUGGACUUUCUGCAAAAAGAAAUUAAGCUGCUACAGGAUAAGGUGAAAACCAUUGAAGCACAGCUGGAUACCGCUCUCAAUCCAGAGGAAUUGACCAGAACAAAAGAACGAUUGACGAUGAAUCUUGACAAACAUAAGAAAGACUCAGAAAAGAAGAAAAGAGACAAAUUUGUCCGAGAUACCGAGGACUAUCUACAGAAUCAUGUGUACAGAUGGCAAGACCCCAUCAUCGGACAGAGACCCUAUUAUUCUAAUAGAGGAACAUCACAAGAUACAUACUCAUCAAGUUCCGAGGGCAAUGAAGCCUACUAUGGAAGAGGUCGUCCCGGCGGGAGACGCCGCCCACAGAGAAGGAGGGGUGGGUUUGGAGUUCCGAACAUAACAGAGAGUACCACGACUACUAGAUCACAGGUGCGCUGAGGAUACUAUCUCCGGACCAAUGCUGUGGGGGCCCACCUAUUCUCGUAUCCUUUCAGACAUUUUAUUAUCCCCCUAACACUUAAAGUCGGUUAUCUGCCAUUCUGUUGAUCCUUCUCAUGUUUGCUUCUUUUUUUCGUUUUUCCCAUUUAAUGCACCUCUCACACCUCUAUACUUUUUCUUAUAUUACUUUUUGAUCCCACAUUUUCCCUAUUUCAUCACACAUAAUCCUCUACGUACAUAUCCCCCCUUAUGGCUACCCCUUCCUCUAUUCAUCAGCCCUUUUUCAUUUAUAACGCCUUGUUCCCAUAUAUCAU
Molecule: messenger RNA, 1612 nt
Organism: Hyla sarda
Lineage: Eukaryota; Metazoa; Chordata; Amphibia; Anura; Hylidae
Exons: 3
Coding region: 570-1298 (242 amino acids)
Source: RefSeq, a predicted model, not a curated record